Messenger RNA from Plectropomus leopardus (leopard coralgrouper), 3816 nucleotides. RefSeq names its product minichromosome maintenance 9 homologous recombination repair factor (gene mcm9). Gene Ontology annotation, molecular function: single-stranded DNA binding; ATP hydrolysis activity; single-stranded DNA helicase activity. Gene Ontology annotation, biological process: double-strand break repair via homologous recombination. The record is from RefSeq and is a predicted model, not a curated record. Gene Ontology annotation, cellular component: nucleus; MCM complex. Lineage: Eukaryota; Metazoa; Chordata; Actinopteri; Perciformes; Serranidae.
UCUAAGCGUACAAGACUCUUGUUUACAUCGGCGUAGGAGACUAAUGUGUCCCACAAACACUGGCAUUGUAAAAUACGGGGUUUCCAUCACAUCACAUCAGUAUGUUGAUAAGCCAGGAUCAGGAGGCCCUGAUUGGCCGUGUGUUUGAGACCUACCUGACAGAGCAUCAUCAUGAGGACAUCUUCCAGCUUAUUGCAGAUCCUAUGGAAGAGACCCAUCGGCCUGUUGUCGUUAACGCCAUGACUCUGUUUGAAGCCAAUAUGGAGGUUGGAGACUAUUUCAACACCUUUCCCAAUGAAGUCCUGGCCAUAUUUGAUAAAGUGUUACAGAGAACAGCUGUGGAGUUAUCAGAGAGAUCCUCUCCCAUUCACAGCACAGGACAGAGAGCUAAAGAGAGGAUGACACACACUCUGCACACCCGCAUUACAGGUCUGCCAGUGUGUCCAGAGCUGACCAGAGACACCAUUCCCAGGUCCAGAGACGUAGGACACUUCCUGUCCGUCACUGGCACUGUCAUACGCACCAGUGUUGCCAAGGUUCUAGAAUAUGAGCGGGAUUACAUGUGCACAAAGUGUCGUCACGUUUUCACGAUGCAGGCAGAUUUCGAUCAGUUCUACACGUUUGUCGCCCCGGCGUCCUGUCCCAAUCCUGACGGCUGUAACUCGUACAAGUUCAGCUGUCUGUCAGGAGGAUCGGAGCCGGCUGCCUGCAGGGACUUCCAGGAGAUCAAGAUACAGGAGCAGGUGCAGAGGCUGUCGGUGGGCAGUGUUCCUCGUUCCAUGGUGGUGGUUCUGGAGGAUGACCUCGUUGACAGCUGUAAAUCUGGAGAUGAUGUAACCGUGUAUGGGGUGAUGUGUCAGCGCUGGAAGCCCUUCUACGACGGCACCCGCUGCGACGUGGAGCUGGUCCUCAAAGCCAACAACAUCGAGGUGAACAACCAACAGGCUGCUGCCGCUCUGCUCAUGAAGGAUGUUCAGAGAGAGUUUGAGGACUUCUGGGAAAGUUACAGACUCGAUCCCAUAGCUGGGAGGAACCACAUCCUGUUGAGCCUGUGCCCGCAGGUGUUUGGCAUGUAUGUGAUUAAGCUGGCAGUUGCCAUGGUGUUGGCUGGCGGCGUGCAGAGAAUAGAUUCUUCUGGAACUAAGAUCAGAGGCGAGUGUCACAUGUUGCUGGUUGGUGACCCCGGCACAGGGAAGUCUCAGUUCCUCAAGUAUGCAGCAAAGAUCAUCCCUCGUUCUGUCCUCACAGCCGGGAUUGGAUCAACAAGUGCAGGACUGACGGUGGCAGCGGUGAAAGAUGGAGGGGACUGGCACCUGGAGGCCGGAGCUCUGGUCCUGUCAGACGGCGGUUUGUGCUGCAUCGACGAGUUCAACAGCAUCAAGGAGCACGACCGCAUCAGCAUCCAUGAAGCCAUGGAGCAGCAGUCUAUCAGUGUGGCCAAAGCCGGUAUAGUGUGCAAGCUGAACACUCGAACCACCAUCCUGGCAGCUGCUAACCCUAAAGGCCGGUACGAUCCCAAUGAGCCGCUGUCUGUGAACGUAGCUCUGGCCAGCCCUCUGCUCAGUCGCUUCGACCUAGUUCUGGUGCUGCUGGACACCAGAAACGCAGAGUGGGACAACAUCAUCUCCUCUUUUAUUCUGGAGGACAGAGGACUGCCUGCUGAGUGCGGCAGCCUGUGGUCCAUGGAGAAGAUGAAGGCUUACUUCAGUGUGAUUAAAGGCCUGCAGCCGCAGGUAUCCGAGGACGCCAACAGCAUCCUGACUCGUUACUACCAGCUGCAGAGACAGAGCGAUGGACGCAACGCUGCCCGCACCACCAUCCGCAUGCUGGAGAGUCUCAGCAGACUGGCUGAAGCUCACGCCAGGCUCAUGUACAGAGAGACAGUGACCAUAGAGGACGCCGUCAUGGCCGUCUCAGUCAUGGAGUGCUCCAUGCAGGGCGGCGCUCUGCUGGGAAAUGUAAACGCUUUACUCACGUCAUUCCCCGAUGACCCUGGUCAGCAGUAUCAGACUCAGUGUCAGGUACUGCUGGAAGGACUCAACCUGCCGCUGCUCCUCCAAAAGGAGAUGGACAGAUUAGCCAUGCUGAAGAACAACAGCUCACAGACUUCCCAACAUGACCCACCAACUGGAAAUCACCAACAUCAACACAGAGACCCAAACGCCAUCAACAAAACACACUGCCAUGACAUCACUGCCACCACCACUAACUCCAGUGGUGAUGUCACUGAUGCUGGCUUAGACUGGUUCAACUCAAUCUCUCCGUCACUGUCACCGGAUGGUACAGACUCAUCCAGGAAACCAAACUCCACUUGGUCAGAACUGUUUUCAGAGACCAAACAGCCAGACUGUCAAAAGAGGAAGGUUACUGUAAAUAAUGCUGGUUCAUCAUCAAACUAUGGUGGUGUUUCAAAUCCUGUUGGAACAAUUAGCUCUGCUUCAGAAGAAAAAGAAAACAUAAACUCAAAAAGCUCCAGAACUCAAAAGGGCAUAAAGCAAUCUGAGAGAAAAGAGGAUAAAAAACAUCCCGAGUCAUCAGGGUGUGUGAUUCAGAAAGUCUCCAACCUGCAAGACAGAAGAUGGGAGCUGGAGCUGAAUCAGUGUGACAAACAGGGAGGGCCUGGAGAUACUGCAAGUACAAAUGUUUUGGAUAGAACUUCAGCCUCUGCACUCUCAUCAGGUCAGAACAAAUCCAAAGUUCAGGAUAACCUGUCCUCCGGCAAAGGAAUAAGAUUUGAGAAGAAAGAUAAGAGGGACCAAACUGUGACUAAGAACUAUAGUUCUGUGCUGAAGGAGAAGAUGGCAGCUGAAGCUGCAACAGGAAAAGAACUGCAUGAAAAAUUUUCAGGCUUUACAUUCAAACCAAGAAAGAUGAGACCUUUAGUUCAUGACCUUAGUACCAGCUCAGAGAUCAGCGCAGAGAUCUCCACAGGAAGUACAAUCAGUGAACAGAAGCCAUUUAGUCACAAAGACUUAGCCACUACACCUACGGACAGAGAGAAUAAAGGACAGAACUGGGAGCAAAGUCUUUCAGAGGGCGGCAGGUCUGAAGCCAGUAUUUGUCUGACACCAAAAGAGCUGGUUAAGGAUGAUUUCUCUAAAAAGGGCGAACUGGCAAUAAAAAGAACUGUGGGUGGAACAAAGGGAAGUGAAGACUUAGAAAAUCUGUGUCAAAAGCAAAGAGUCAACUCUGGUGAUGAGACUGCAGGAAGUAGUUUUAUUUGCAGCACACCUUUAAAACCAACCACCCACACCAAUGAUCCAGUGCCUUCCAAGUCCACUGUGACCCCCUCAACCCUCGCCAGACUCUCAAUGUUCUCCUUCACCGGUGUGACUGAACCCACGACCACAGAUCCCUCAAAUGUGAAGAAAAGUCUGCUUCAAAAAGUUGGUGCUGAAUGCUCAAGAGAUAAUUCCAAAGAUAAAAACACUCCCCCAGAAUACAGUCCCUUAGUUAGGAAGAUUCAAACUAUAGUCACCACAGACAAAGGGAAAGACAUGUUACCCCCACCAGCCACCGAACUCACAAAGCAGACACAGUCUCUUCAUGCUGCAAACCACACCAACAGUGUAAAAACAGUGAAUGAUGGUCCUGCUGACUAUCAAAGCUCUUCCAAUCUGAAGAAGAGGAAGUGUUUUGAGCUGGGCCCUCCAAAGAUCAGUGUUGGUGGCUCCCAGAGUCCGUUCUCUGGACUGUUUGACUCUGUUGACUUCGGUAAUGAUGUUCUUGACACUGACUGGGACCAGGAGGUUUCAAAGAAAGCCAAAAUCUGAAGUCAAAAGCUGCUGUCACAGUGUGUGUGUGUCUGUGUGUGUG